AGUUUGCUUCAUUGUACAACUAGAGACAUUCGAGAACAAAGAUGAGUAUCAUUUAUGUAGUUUUAUCCCUUUCAGUAUUAGGAAGCGUUUACACAUCGCUUGCAUAUAACAAGAGAUUGCCACCAGUAGCCUUUGACUCGGCAAAUAGUGAUCUCCCUCAAAUGAAAUUUGAGACCAUCACUGUAACAAAAGGGCGAUAUGGAACCUAUAUCAAAGCUAACUUUAAAAUGAACAAAAACCAAUAUUUCGGCAGUGACUAUCAUUCUACAUGGUUUGUAGAUAAUAUUCCUGUGCAAUCUAUUUACAUUAAGAACAAGGAUUUCUCCGCCUAUGGGAGUUCAGUGAAGUCUGUUUCUGAUGGACGUUUGAUUUCAUUCGAUCUAUCAACUUCUUUGACGCCAAAUGAUAUUGCAAAAACAACUUUUAAAGUUAUUGUCAGAUACAAGCAUGAUGAUUUUUUACGCUUAAAAAAGAAGAAGGAAUCAAAACAUUUCUACAGCUAUCAGAACUAUGAAAUUACAUUCAAAGGUUCUGACUUGGGUUUCCCUGCAGUUUUCCCUUCACAAACAUAUAACUUUGAUGAUUUUGAGUUUUUCAUAGCUAAGCAAUCGAGUACAAGGAAAUACAGAGGCAUGUUUGGUUUCGACCACGACUCUGAAAGUUCUGUUAAUGAAAUCUCCACGUCGUUUGAAGGGUUCGAAAUCAAAACAAAACCAACCAGGUAUAUGAACGAUAUAGCCACACGAGAUGGUAAUACUACACUGCUCACCUAUUCAGAAAUCUCAGUUCCUGCAUUUUUAAACAAGCUUAAGGUUGUCAAUAUUGAUUUAGUGGAAGACACCAAGAGACGGUAUCAUGGUUUGUUAAAAGUAACAGUUUCUACAACUAACAGGUUAAACGUAGAUAUCAAGUAUGUUUUUGAACUAACGAGCUAUCUUUACAAUGGUUUAAGCCUCAAAAAGCCUUUCUUUCCUCUAACUGGAUUAAUCAUAACAAAUUUUGAGGAAAGUGGUGACGCAGAAAAGCCAACAUUAAUAUGCAGAGUAUUUGGUUUUAGAAAUGCCAAAGUUGAAUUAUUCCUACAAACAACAAAGUCUGAUGACAGGGUAGAAGUUACCAAGAAUGUUUACCCGAUCUACAAUGAAUUCGAAACAGUGCAAACUCUAGUCUUUGUUGAAAAAAGUGACAGACAGGCUGGGACAUAUUACUGUGUAGCAACUUGUUUAGACGGAGACAAAAAGUUCAAAGUCGAAAAAAGAAAAAAUAUGUUUUUGUAAUAAAUAUUUAGUACUUGAAUAGAACCUUAGCUUAAGGUUCGACUAAAAAAGAAAUUAUGAUAAACAAAUAAAACACAGUUGUAUAUGCGCGUCUUUUGAUUAUCUUUCUUGUUACACACCAGUAAUAAAUAUCAAGCUUACAUAGUCAUUAAAAGAGGAACGAGAAAACACCAGAGGAACAGUCAUACUCAUAAAUCGAAAAUAAACUGACAACGCUAUGGUUAAAAAAUGAAAAAGACAAACAGACAAACAAUAGUACACAUAACACAAACAUCGACGAAGCAAAUUAAAUCCUUGGUAGAACGAAUCGUAUGGGUG
This is a messenger RNA of Mytilus trossulus (common blue mussel), 1595 nucleotides long. RefSeq lists its product as uncharacterized. The record is from RefSeq and is a predicted model, not a curated record. The coding region runs from base 42 to 1277 and encodes 411 amino acids. The transcript has 3 exons. Lineage: Eukaryota; Metazoa; Mollusca; Bivalvia; Mytilida; Mytilidae.